AUGGUCGAGUUCGUCAAGGCUGUGCAGUACGUGGUGUCUGACGAGUCUUCCGGCGUCCCGUCACUCAAAGAAAGGUGGUGUUAUAGCACAAGGUUGCACUACUACCAUCUUUCCAAAGCAGUAAGCCUUCUUUGCUGCCUGAACGCUACCGUAUACUUCUUCCAAGACUCCGCCUUCUGGGACCUUCCCGCCAAAUACCUCGAGGAUGAAGACAUUUUGGCCCUCCAUGCUCUUAAACUCACUGACAUGGCAAUCGUCAUGUUGUGGCUGUUACUUAUUGUCGAGCGAGAACGUCGCCUUAAGCCGGGGAGGUCCGUCAAUUGUGCUAGGCAAAAUCAAGCACAAUUGCAAGGCCCGAACGGUAACCCCAAGACUAUAAGGCCGCCAUCAUGA
Molecule: messenger RNA, 393 nt
Organism: Neurospora tetrasperma FGSC 2508
Lineage: Eukaryota; Fungi; Ascomycota; Sordariomycetes; Sordariales; Sordariaceae
Exons: 5
Coding region: 1-393 (130 amino acids)
Source: RefSeq, a predicted model, not a curated record